Molecule: messenger RNA, 785 nt
Organism: Styela clava
Lineage: Eukaryota; Metazoa; Chordata; Ascidiacea; Stolidobranchia; Styelidae
Source: RefSeq, a predicted model, not a curated record
ACCCCUUCUGACGAAGCGAAUUGACGCGGGAGUGGGAUCAAUCUGUAGUUAACGCCAGAUUUUGUUGUCACUUUCACCUUUCUGAAAUGAGGAUCGUCUGGGUGACUAUAUUGCUGUUUCAAUGCGUUUGCGAAAUAACUGGAAAAGGAUGCCAACAAAUUGUAUUUGAGAAGACCAAUACGUCCGUUGAAAUAUUUAUUGCUGGAAAAUCAGUUAUUAAACAUUCUCAAAAUAAUCCGAUAAUAGAAGUAGGAAAAGCAACGUCAUCCUACAAAGGUAUUCUGGGAAAUUUUUAUGUAAAUGAUGAUGUCACAUCAAGAAUACCGCUCGAAGGUUUCAAACUUUUGCUGCCUGAUGAAACCGUUGUCGCAUCGGGAGCUGGCCCAGUUAGCGGAACGGGCAACAAUUUAGCCAUUUUGUUCUUCAGCAGUAAAAACAAAACGAGUUCACAGGUUGAAAUGAAAUUUAGUUGUGAAAUAUCUGGCAACAUCAAAAUCCACAUUGACUUGUUUGAUAAAACGUCGUCUGGAAAAAUUACUCGUCUUUGGAUCAAAAUGUAUGCGACAGAAAGUGAAAAAGUUUAUGGAGGUGGAGAGCAAUUUACCUAUUUUCAAAUGAGAGGGCAUGCUUUUCCUAUUUGGGUGAGAGAACAGGGCGUUUCGCGAGACUAUAAAAAACUCACAACUCACUUAGCAGGGCUGCAGUAUGAUGCAACAUUCAUCACAGUUUUUAUUGGUCACGAAGGGAAUGUUUCGCUAAACUGGUGUCAUUUUUGUUUUUUGUAA